CACUCACCGCCACCAUAAGUUCGUGGAACAGGUGUCUUGAGCGGCUUGCCAGUUGGAUCAUCUCUCCAGUAUCUCUACACUCUUUCAAAUUUCUCAAUGGCGCCUAAGAACGUUCCCACUGCCGAGGAGCAGCUGAUCGCGGAGCCCCAAGGCGGGGCGCCAAAUUCUCCCCCAGAUCUCCGCUUCUUGCACUACAAUGAUGUUUACCACAUCGAAGCCGGAAGUCAGGAGCCUGUCGGUGGCUACCCUCGCUUUCAGACCUUGAUCAACUACUACAAAAAUGAUGCUCGGUUUGAUGGGCAGCCAGAAGCUUUGACCUUCUUCUCUGGAGAUGCUUUUAACCCUAGCAUCGAGAGCAGCAUCACAAAAGGUAGCCACAUGGUGCCAGUACUGAAUACGCUAGGCACUGACGUUGCUUGCGUUGGAAACCACGACCUUGACUUUGGUGUGAAGCAGUACCGAUAUUUGACAUCAAAAUGCAAGUUCCCAUGGCUCCUUGCCAAUGUUCUCGACCCAGCCCUUGGCGAGAAUGUGUCUCUUGGAAAUGCAAAGAAGACUGUCAUGCUCACUUCGUCAAACGGCAUCAAGGUUGGUGUCAUUGGGCUGGCAGAACGAGAAUGGCUCGACACCAUCAACGCACUACCCCCUGAUAUCAUUUACAAGAGCGCAUCAGCAACUGCAAAGGAGCUCAUUCCAGGACUGAAGGAGCAGGGCGCCGAGAUCAUUGUUUGCGUUGCCCAUCAAAGAGAACCGAACGACCUCAAGCUCGCUGAAAAUUGUGGAAGCGAGUACAUCGAUCUCAUCCUGGGUGGUCACGAUCACUACUACGCCUACAGUCUCAUCAAAGGCACACACGUACUGCGAUCAGGCACAGACUUCAAGCAGCUCUCACACAUCGACCUGUGGCGCAAGCCUGAUGGCAAAGGCUGGGACAUGAAGAUUGUACGACGCGAUGUCGUAAGCAGCAUCAAAGAAGAUGCCGCGGCACUGGAGUUGGUUGAUGAGCAAACGCGAGACAUCAAGAAGCGACUGGACAAGCCUGUUGGUUACACAGCUGCUCCGCUCGACGCUCGCUUUACGACUGUGAGAACAAAGGAGUCAAACAUUGGCAACUUUGUGUGCGACCUAAUGCGCUACUACUACUCAGCAGAAUGCUGUAUCAUGGCCGCCGGCACAAUACGCGGUGAUCAAGUGUAUCCUCCAGGUGUUCUCAAGCUGCGAGAUCUUAUCAACUGCUUCCCAUUCGAAGAUCCGGUAGUUGUCAUUAAGGUCACUGGAAAGCAAAUUACCGAAGCUCUGGAGAACGGUGUUAGCAACUACCCUGCCUUGGAAGGCAGGUACCCGCAAGUGUCGAACAUAACGUUCGAUGUCGACUACUCCAAGUCACCAAUGUCGAGAGUAUCAAAUGUUACGAUUGCCGGCGAGCCAGCGGAUAACGAGCGCGUCUAUGUGCUUGCUACCCGUGGCUACAUGGGGCGUGGCAAAGACGGCUACACGUCAUUGCUCAUCGAGGAAGAAGGAGGUACUGCUGUCGAAAUAGUCAGCGAGGAGAACGGUGUGCUUAUCUCGACGAUCUUGCGACAAUACUUCAUGUCGCUGAAGGUGCUCGGCAAGUGGAAGCGCUGGGGCGAAUCAAUGGACAAACGAUUCCUUAACAUCCAAACAAACCUUCAGAAGAAUCACAGCCACGGCUUCCACGAGGCAUCGCCGACAUCGCCCGUGGACAAAAAGAAGCCGCAAUUCCCAAGCCUCGAUGGAGUCACAGAGUCCGAGAGCGAUUCAGAAGACCCUGACGCUGAUGAAGAUGAAGACGACGGUGCGGAAUAUGACGCAAGCAGACCCAUCACAUUCAAUCAGCGCGAGCUGGAUCUUCUGAGGAGAUCGUUGCGCAAGUGGAUAAGGCUUGCGAAGUUGCAGGGCUCGGCAAAGCCUUGCGACGAGCUGGGCCAAGAGGAGAUCCAGGUCAAUUGGACCAAAGCGAUCGCACCCAGGCUAGAAGGCAGGAUCAACGACAUCACGCCCGCAGCAGCAUAGAUAGUCGUGCAAGUCCAGUCGAACGAGCCGAAUGUAGCUAUAGAAAAGAAACAAAUCAAAACGCACCAUCACGUGCGCGCGUUAUUCGAG
Boeremia exigua is the source of this 2124-nucleotide messenger RNA. RefSeq names its product 5'-nucleotidase-like protein. The coding region runs from base 97 to 2034 and encodes 645 amino acids. NCBI's taxonomy places the organism in Eukaryota, Fungi, Ascomycota, Dothideomycetes, Pleosporales, Didymellaceae. The transcript is spliced from 3 exons. Gene Ontology annotation, molecular function: hydrolase activity. The record is from RefSeq and is a predicted model, not a curated record. Gene Ontology annotation, biological process: nucleotide catabolic process.